This is a messenger RNA of Myxocyprinus asiaticus (Chinese sucker), 4315 nucleotides long. RefSeq names its product tyrosine-protein kinase JAK1-like. NCBI's taxonomy places the organism in Eukaryota, Metazoa, Chordata, Actinopteri, Cypriniformes, Catostomidae. Gene Ontology annotation, cellular component: cytosol; cytoskeleton; membrane. The coding region runs from base 216 to 3629 and encodes 1137 amino acids. The record is from RefSeq and is a predicted model, not a curated record. Gene Ontology annotation, molecular function: non-membrane spanning protein tyrosine kinase activity; cytokine receptor binding; ATP binding. Gene Ontology annotation, biological process: cytokine-mediated signaling pathway; cell differentiation; tyrosine phosphorylation of STAT protein. The transcript has 25 exons.
GUCAAUUUCCGCAUCAUUUUCAUCGGAAGUAGAUCGAGUCCAGUGGAUCAGAUGAUAGGCCUAAAGUAUGGACCUCUGAGUAACUUUUUAAUUGACGCAGAAGGGUUAAAUAGCGAAAUUGUGAUUGUAAACCACCAUACUGGAUCUACAGGAGCACUACUGGAGUUACAGUUGAUUCUGGGUUUUCAUUUCUGGGAAUACAGGAAAGUGUUGGGAUGGAUUUUCGCCAGCACUUCAUUAAUAAAGUGCUAAGAAAGAAGAAGAAACCACUCAUGGCAUCAGUAAUACUGCAAGGGCUCGAGAUACAUUUUUACCUGCCAGACACACAUCAGAUCACUCACCUCAGUGGCACUUUCACAGCAGAGGUACUAUGUGUUGAAGCUGCCAAGAAAUUGGGUAUAUCUCCUCUGUGUAGCAGUUUGUUCGCCCUCUAUGAUGAAUUUAGCAAGAUCUGGUAUCCGCCCAAUUACUCCUUUAAUAUUGAUGAGACGACGAGACUGAAGCUGUAUUAUCGCAUGAGGUUCUAUUUCACAAACUGGCAUGGGAACAGUAAGACGUCUCCUCCAGUGUGGAGACAUACUCUCAAAAAUACAGAACCUACAGGCACGGCUAUACUGGAUGUAGCGUCACUAGCGUACCUCUACGCACAGAGUCAGCAUGACUUUCAGAGCGGUCUGGCCCCGCUGCGCAAUGCUCAAGAUGAGAGUGACAUGCAGCAGAAAGAGAAUGAGUGUUUGGGAAUGGCUGUGAUGGCCAUCUCCCAUCAUGCAGUUGAAAAACAUCUUUCCAUUUGUGAUCUAGGCAAUACAUAUGAAUACAAAAAUUACAUCCCAAAGGUCCUGUACCAGUCCAUACGCCAGAGGAACAUUCUCACACGUCUACGCAUCUCCAAUGUUUUUAAAGUGUUCCUUGAGGAGUUUAACAAGAACACGGUGCAAGGCAGUAACAUCAGUACUCAUGACCUGAAGGUCAAAUAUGUAACUAGUCUAGAGACUCUGACUCAGCACUUUGGCCAGGAGGUGUUUGAGCCCUCCUCCCUCAUCAUACAUGAGAAUGAGGAAAUGCUUACAGACUCAAGCCGUGGUGAUGGUGUUCACCUUGAGAUCCUGGUGUCUGGAACCUCUGGCAUUCACUGGCGAAAAGUCUCCACCGAGACCUGUUCAGAUCUGUGGACCAAUCAGAAGAGGCUCAAUUCAAAGAGAGGUAAAAAAGACAGAGAGAAACUGAGUCAAGCAACAGAAGAGGAGCGAUGGACAAUCUUUUCAGACUUUCAUGAGAUAACACACAUUGUCAUCAAAUUUUCUUUGGUCACAGUCUACAAACAGGACAACAAAAAGAUGGAGCUGCACUUAUCUACCCAUGAGGAGGCUCUGUCCUUUGCCAGUCUUGUAGAUGGAUACUUCAGGCUCACAGUAGAUGCACAUCAUUUCCUGUGCCGAGACGUGGCUCCUGUCUCAUUGGAAAUGAAUCUGCGGGAGGGCUGUCAUGGUCCAAUCAACACUGAAUAUGCCAACCAGAAGCUCAAACAGGAAGGCUAUGAGGAGGGCAUGUACCUGCUGCGUUGGAGUGGUCUCGAUUUUGAUCAUAUUCUAAUGACGGUCAUCUGCAAAGAGUGGGAUAAUUAUGGCAAAACCACCAAAACCUUCAAGACCUUUCAGAUCGAAGUGAGCACUCAGGGCUUCAAGCUGACUGGGACAGAUAUUGUGAAGCCCACUGUGAGAGAGCUGAUGGACCACCUAUCUAGACAGUGUCUCACAACAGAUAAAAUCAGCCUAAGACUUGAGCGUAGAUGCCCACCCCAACCCAGAGAGCCCUCCAACCUUCUCAUGGUGACCAGACCAGACUCACCACCCUCUCUGAAGAGUCAUCGUGUCUUCCAUAGAAUCCUCAAAGAGCACAUCAUCCAGGAGAUACACCUUGGUCAAGGCACUCGCACGAACAUCUAUGCUGGCAGACUAAAGUUGAAGAAUGAGGAUGAUGGGGGUUUUUCAAGCCCUGAUGAGGUGAACGUAGUCCUGAAGGUGCUGGGAGCAGGACACAAGGACAUUUCUGCCUUCCUGGACACAGUGAGCAUGAUGCAUCAGAUAUCACAUAAACACAUGGUUCUGAUGUAUGGAAUGUGUAUGCACAGUAUGGACAUUAUUAUGGUGGAGGAGUUUGUACAGCACGGACCUCUGGACCUGUACAUGAGGAGUCAUCGCUCUGAUCUCACGCCAUCCUGGAAGUUCCACGUUGCAGAGCAGCUUGCCAGUGUCCUCAGUUAUUUGGAGGAUAAGAAGCUCGUCCAUGGCUAUGUGUGUGCUAAGAACGUUCUUUUGAAGCGUGAUGGUUUGGAAGGAGUGGCUGGACCUUUCAUUAAACUAAGUGAUCCUGGAGUGCCCAUCACUGUGCUCCUUAGAGCAGAGUGUAUUGACAGGAUCCCCUGGAUUGCCCCAGAGUGUGUAAAUAACAUCACAGCGCUAAACAUUGCUGCAGACAAGUGGGGCUUUGGAACCACACUGUGGGAGAUCUGCUACAAUGGAGAGGUGCCGCUGCGUGACAAGAAACUCUCAGAGAAAGAGCGAUUCUACGAGGUGUGUGGUACACUCGUCACUCCCAGCAUCAGUGAACUGGCAGAUCUGAUUUCCCAGUGCAUGAACUAUGAUCCCAGAAAGAGACCGUUCUUCCGAGCCAUAGUGAGAGAGCUGGACCAUAUCAAAGAGCAGCGAGAGCAGGAACUUCCCAUUUUAUCAGGAGUAAUUCCUCCACAGGAGACUGAUCCCGCAGAUUUCAAGAGGAGAUUCCUCAAGAAAAUUCGGAAACUCGGAGAGGGUAACUUUGGGAUGGUGGAGCUGUGUCUGUACGACCCUAAUGGAGAUCAGACGGGUGAGCUGGUGGCCGUCAAAUCUUUGAAAACAGAGAAUGAGAGCAGCAACCUGAGAAGAGAGAUCAACACCAUCAGAAACCUCUACCAUGAAAACAUUGUCAAAUACAAAGGCAUCUGCAACGAAGAGGGAGGAAUAAACAUCAAGCUCAUUAUGGAGUAUUUGCCUUCUGGCAGUCUGAAGGAAUACCUGCCCCGCAACAAAUCUAAUGUCAACCACAAGAAACUGCUGCUUUAUGCUCUUCAAAUAUGUCAGGGUAUGGAGUAUCUGGGAUCUCAAAACUACAUCCACAGGGAUCUGGCAGCGAGGAAUGUGUUAGUGGAGAAUGAAAGUCUGGUGAAGAUCGGAGACUUUGGCCUGACUAAGAGCAUCAAAGAAAAUGAGGUCUAUUACAGAGUGACAGAAGAACAGGACAGUCCUGUUUACUGGUAUGCCCCAGAGUGUCUGAUUCAACGAAAAUUCUAUAAGGCAUCUGAUGUGUGGUCGUUUGGGGUCACCCUCUAUGAGCUUGUGACCUACUGUGACCGCGAUAGCAGCCCUCCUCAGAUAUUCCUGCAGAGGAUUGGUCGAUCUCACGGGCAGAUGACGAUGACUAAACUAGUGAAGGCUCUUGAGGAAGGUUGGAGGAUGCCAUGCCCACCAUCCUGCCCUGAAAUGGUGUACACUCAGAUGCUCAAUUGUUGGAAACACGCCCCAGAGAAUAGAGCCGACUUCAAGAGCCUGAUAAAAGAGUUUGAGUUCCUUCUUUCUAGAGAAGACAUCUAACCUCUUUCCACCAGAUCACCAACUACAGUCAUGCUAAAAAUUCAUUUUUGUUGGGUAAGGCACUUACAAUUGAUGAUUGGCCUUUAUGGUUGCCACACAGUGAUAUACACAGGAGCUACUGUACAGUAGAUGAACAGGUGUUUCUGUAUUACUAGAAACAGCUGUUACUAUAUUGUGUGUUUUGGCAUGACUGCAAUGCCGUAUUGACUAAUCAGCAUCAAGUAGUGGAAUUAUCCAUUUUAUAAUGUAUGUUACGUUUUCAAAUCAUUUCAAAUCAUUGCCAAUUAUGUAUCUACCUCUUCUUGAGCAGAAAAAAAUAGGCUCUGUUCAUACUGCGUAUUCUUUCUAGGUUCCUACCACUCAACAUUUACAGAAAAUCAAGUACUAGAAAACUCAAUUGAUAGAAAUACAUUUCAUAUAUUAAAGUUUAUGAAUUAUGAAAGAUAAACAUAGAAAAGCCAGUAUAUCACAGGAAGCAUACAGUAUUUGGGUAUAUUUUAAAAUAACAUCCAAUUAGAGUUUGAUGGAUAUGCUUCUCUUACCAGAUGUGAUAUUUUGCUUUUUGUGUUCUAAUGAAUGUAAUGUUUUCUGCAUUUAAAUGUUAACUAUUCCUUGUUGCUUCAUGUAAGAAUCCAAAUUCUUCAGAAAUAUGUAUUUUUCAAUAAAUCUUCUGUUGAAAAUUGGGA